AUACUGCGAAGUUGUUCGCGGGUUCGCCGUUCGGGCGGGAUUGGGUAUCCUGGAUUAUAACGAAUGAGAGGUUCGAUAUACUGAACCAAGCGAGUGUGGACCCUUUAAUACUGCGUUUUCCACCUCCCGCGAGGGACUGGGCCAGGAAUAAGGGGAGCGAGUGAGUGUGUGUUUGUGGAUAAUCCAGAAGAUGGGGGCGAAGGGCAGCAAGCCUUCGACUCCCAUGGGGAGGGUACACACUGUACCUAAAAAUACCCCUCUGGCAUAUAUCUUAGACAAUUGGAGAUAUUCCCCUGGAACCCUAGGGAAAGAUAAGCAAAAAAUGAUAGAAUAUUGUACUAAGAUAUGGGGAGGGAAGAAGAUUUCUAAAAAUGUCUUUUGGCCAGUCUAUGGGUCAGAAGAAGAUUGGGUAAGACAGCAAUUAAACCUCUGGGUUAAUAAUAAAAAUCCCCUUAACCCGGAGGAGAGUCAAUAUGCGGAAGUGUGGCUAGAAAGACCGAGAGCUAGACUUUAUCCGCUGAAUGAAAUAAAAACUAAACAAAAGAAAAAGAAGGAAGAGUUAGACGAAACCCUUCUAACCCCCCCUCCUUACAUUCCUCCUCCUGCUCCCGCAGAAGUCCCCAGAGCGCCCACUCCCCCACCGGAGUCGGAACAAGGGUCUCCCCCUCUUCCUAGACGCGUAACUAGAAGUCAAAAAGGGGCAGCUCAGAUGUACCCCCUAAGGGAAAUACCCAUGGGGGGACCUCAACCUGUGAUCGGAUAUAUUUCCGUACCCCUAAACUCGGCUGACCUACGAGAUUUUAAAAGAACCGAAAUGGGAAACUUAAUUGAGGACCCACUGGGAGUGGCAGAAAGAUUAAAUCAAUUUUUGGGACCAAACCUUUAUACUUGGGAUGAGAUGCAAUCUAUCCUUGGUCAAUUAUUUACUACCGAGGAAAGAGAUAUGAUUAGACGAGCAGGAAUGAGACUGUGGGAUGCUCAACAUGCCCAGGGACCCCAAGCAGAGAGUCAGGGGCUCUAUAUCUUAGGGGACCGGAGUCAUCAUGAGCCCUUGAUAAAAUUAAAAAUAGGUCCCCAUAAACAAGAGUUCACCUUUUUAGUAGACACUGGGGCUGAGAAAUCAACUAUUAAGCAAAUACCUGAGGGAUGUAAAGUUUCCCCUGAAAAGGUACAAGUAAUUGGGGCAAAAGGAGAACCCUUUAAAGUAAGCAAAAUCAAAAAUGUGGUAUUCGAAACUGAAAAUAAAUUUGGAAUGGGUGAACUCUUGCUCGUCCCUGAAGCAGAAUUUAAUCUGUUAGGACGAGAUUUAAUUGUUGAAUUGCAAUUAGAAAUUAAAGUGAAAAAUCAGGAGCUAACAGUGUCUGCUUAUCCUUUAACCGUGGAUGAUCAAAAACAAAUUAACCCCGAUGUCUGGUACUCUCCGGACACAAUUAGUAGACUGAAAAUCCCACCGAUUAAAAUCCAACUUUCCGAACCCCACAUACCUGUGAGGGUAAGGCAAUAUCCCAUAUCCCUAGAAGGACGGAGGGGAUUAAAACCAGAAAUUGAUCGAUUGUUAGCACAAGGAAUCUUAGAGCCUUGUAUGUCACCCUUUAACACCCCCAUUCUGCCUGUAAAGAAACCAAAUGGGAAAUAUCGACUCGUACAUGAUUUAAGGGAAAUAAACAAAAGAACUAUCACCCGAUUCCCUGUAGUAGCAAAUCCAUACACACUGCUAAGCAAGCUAGGACCCCAUAACUCCUGGUAUAGUGUGGCUGACUUAAAGGAUGCCUUUUGGGCCUGUCCACUGGCAGAAGAAUGCCGUGAUUAUUUUGCCUUUGAAUGGGAAGACAUAGAGACAGGCCGUAGACAGCAAUUGAGAUGGACUGUGCUUCCCCAAGGGUUCACUGAGUCCCCUAAUCUGUUUGGACAGGCCCUGGAAGAGCUCUUAAAAGAAUACCAGGUACAAACGGGAAACGUGCUGUUACAGUAUGUAGAUGAUCUGCUCAUAGCAGGGAAUAAUAAGGAGGAUGUAAGGAAAGAAAGCAUUCGACUCCUAAACUUUCUUGCACAAAAGGGACUACGAGUAUCACAAGAAAAGUUACAAUUUGUGGAGGAAAAAGUGAAAUAUUUGGGGCAUUAUUUGUUUAACGGCAAGAAGAUAUUGGAUCCAGAGCGCAUUAAAGGAAUUCUGGAAUUACCUAUGCCUGUCACUAAGAGGCAAAUUCGGCAGGCAUUAGGGCUAUUUGGGUAUUGUAGGCAAUGGAUAGAGAACUACAGCUUUAAAGUUAAAUUUUUAUAUGAACAACUGUCUAAAGACAAAAUACCCAAGUGGACCCCUCAGGAUCAAGAGCAGUUUGUCAGUCUCAAAAGGGAGCUAAGUCAAGCACCGGUUUUAAGCCUACCAGAUUUAAAGCGGCCAUUCCAUUUAUUUGUUAACAUACAUGAAGGAACGGCAUUCGGAGUAUUAACUCAGGAAUGGGCCGGACAAAAGAAACCGGUGGCAUACCUAUCAAAGCUGUUGGAUCCUGUGAGCAGGGGUUGGCCGAGUUGUUUACAAAUCAUUGUUGCUGCUGCCUUAUUACUUGAGGAAACGAAUCGCAUUACCUUUAAUGGAGAAGUUGUCUUAUAUGCGCCUCAUAACAUCAGGGGAGUGUUACAACAAAAAGCAGAAAAAUGGCUUACAGAUAGCCGAUUAUUAAAGUAUGAGGGAAUACUUAUAGAAUCCCCUAAACUAUCUUUGAAAACUAUUGGAGCAGUUAACCCCGCUGAAUUUUUGUACCCAGGAGAAGGUAAUGAACUAUUGCACAAUUGUUUUCAAACAAUUGAACAGCAGACACGCAUUAGGCCAGACUUAGAAGAAGAAGAACUACAAUGUGGAGAAGUAUUAUUUAUAGAUGGGUCAUCACGAAUAGUGGAAGGUAAACGAUUGUCCGGAUAUGCCAUCGUUAAGUUGGAAAAAGGAGAAUUUAAGACAAUAGAAUCAGGCCCCCUGAGUGCCAGCUGGUCGGCUCAAGCCUGUGAGCUGUAUGCAUUGUGGAAAGCAUUAGUGUCACUGAAGGGAAAGGAUGGAACUAUAUAUACAGACUCACGCUAUGCGUUCGGAGUAGUACACACUUUUGGAAAAAUAUGGGAGGAAAGAGGAUUUGUUAACUCACAGGGAAAAGAACUGAUACACCCGGAAUUAAUUCGGCGAGUUCUGGGGGCAUUGAAAAUGCCGAAUAAAAUAGCAGUUGUACAUAUAAAGGGACACCAGCGAGGUACAAGUUAUCAAAUUAGGGGAAAUAAUGCAGCUGAUACAGAAGCAAAACGAGUGGCAGGCAAUUAUGGUAUGAUUUUGACUAUGCAACAAGUACCUGUUAGUAAAAAUUUGAGUUUUGAGUCUGCAGAAAAGGAAAAACUAGAACAAAUGGGAGCUAAGGAACAAGAUGGUAAGUACAUAUUGCCAGAUGGGAGGGAAGUCUUGCCGAAGGGCAUAGCACUCGAGAUAUUUUCAAAAAUACACAGUAAAACACACUGGGGAACCCAGGCGUUAGUUGAUCAUUUCAAUCAACAGUUUGCCAGUAUAGGCGUAUAUAACAUAGCAAAGAUAGUCACGGCAGCCUGCGAGACCUGUCAAAAGGUUAAUCGAAGCAACAUGAGACAAAAACCUCUUGGAGGACGUUCCCCAGCAUACAGACCUUUCUCACACAUACAAGUGGAUUUUACUGAACUACCCAGGGUAGGGCGUUACAAACAUUUAUUAGUAAUGGUGGAUCAUUUAACACAUUAUGUUGAGGCUUUUCCUACCUCCAAGGCAACUGCUAACCAGGUUACUAAAGUGUUACUUGAACACAUUAUACCUCGAUAUGGAGUACCUGAAGUAAUCGACUCGGACAGAGGAACACACUUUGUGUCAAAAAUUGUUAAAGAUCUAGCUGAAAGCUUGGGGAUUAAGUGGGAAUACCAUACACCAUGGCAUCCACAAAGUUCAGGAAAAGUUGAAAGGAUAAAUGGAGAAAUCAAAACUAUUUUGACUAAAUUAAUGAUAGAAACCAAAUUAUCAUGGAUUAAGUGCCUACCCAUGGCACUAUUAAUUCUCAGAACCAGACCCCGAGCAGAUGUAGGAAUAUCAGCGUUUGAAAUGGUGUAUGGAAUGUCUUAUAGAAUUGAAAGUCCACAAACAAAUGUUUUAAUUCGAGACCGUGUGAUUAAUGAAUAUGUUUCACAAUUAGCAGAACAUCGUAACAAGCUUUGGGAACAUGGACUGAUUGUACAACGACCCCCGUUGGACUUAAAAAUUCAUAAUGUUAAACCUGGGGAUUGGAUAUUGAUUAAAGUGUGGAAGGAAGAAACCCUAAAACCCAAUUGGGAGGGACCUUAUCUUGUUUUGCUUACAACAGAAACAGCUGUCCGAACUGCUGAGCGUGGAUGGACUCAUGCCAGUCGCAUUAAAGGCCCAGUGACGAGACCCCACUGGAAAGUAAUCAGUACUCCAGGUGACACCAAGAUAACCCUGAAAAGAUAACGUAAUGAUAAAGACUUUAUUCGAUUAUUUUACCGCAUUACCUCUCGGUAUAAAGUGUGUAUUGCUGUUUAUAUUUGCUAUAAUUAUUUCUCUUUUUUUCUAUUAUAUAUGGAAGCGUACAAAGUGUGUUGAAGGAAAUUGCUAAACUUAUGCAACCUCACAAUAUUAAAUAUAGAAGAUAUGUUGAUGUAAAUAAUAUAUGCACUCUAGAUAUAUGAAUUAGGUGUAAUGAUUUGAACUGCAAUUGUUAUCCAUUUGCUUGUUUUAGGUGUAAGGUAUGCCAGGAUAAAUGGUAGACACAUUGUGAAUGUGGAUACCCUCCAAUAGGAGUUUGCACACAGUGUUGGAAAAUCCAAAGAACUCUCACUGAGUGGAAAUUAAAACAAUUAGAGUCUAAACAAAAAAAAUUAUUCGGGAAUCCCAUGAGUGGUGGGAAAUUUUUGCCAAAGGAAUAAACCCUCGAUAUUAUUGCUACCACUCCAACGAACCAGUCCCCUUUGUAGCUGAAAUUUUGGUUAUAAAAUGCAGAAGGGAAGUACUGACCGUGUCUUACUUUACCCCAUUAGUUAAAGCUGCAAAGUGGGAAGCCUAUAUAAACAGGCAGAAAGCCCGAAACAGCUGUUCUCCUGAAGAAUUCCCUUGCUGCCGAGAAGAUGGUACACCCCGUGGCUCGAAGCAACCGAGUCGACGGGCGAGGCAGAGGAGGAACAAACUGUGGAGAAAAGAACCAGAACGAUGGGACACAAAAGCAGCAAUGGCCGAACUUCCCCAGGACUGAUAAAAAUAUACUUAAAUUGACAAAAUUGACAGACACCCUUUUUCCUGGUAUACCGUUAGUUUUGUUAUUGAUAAUAACCCAAGCAAAUGGAAACCCUCAUGAACCUAUGAAAUGGACGAUUGGUCGAUGGGAGGACCAAACAGUAAUUGGCAUUAAUGUCACUGCCGGAGCCCCCACAUUCCGAGCAGCGCUGUGCCAACUAGCACCUAUAGAACCAUGCUUAAAUCUGAAAGGAUAUUAUUUGUGUCCUGCUUCCAACCCAGGCAAAGGGUAUUGCAACUAUCCAAACGAGUAUUAUUGUGCGUCCUGGGACUGUGUAACCCUCGCUGCGGCAUGGCAGCCGGGUAGGUCAGACCCUUUCCUCAAGACUCAGUGGGGUCCUGAGGGAUGUACACCUCCUCGAUAUGAUUCCUCGGGAGGUAUCAUAAGUCCAGGAAAUUGUGCUCAUAUAAUUCUUACAAUAUUGCAACCGGACGAUUUUGGGUGGAUAACAGGAAGAACAUGGGGAAUUAGAUAUUGGGAACCAGGUGUAGAUAGAGGAGGGCUUAUACUUAUACGAAAAGUUAAACUUCCACACGAUCCCUUACCAGUAGGACCAAACCUGGUCCUGAAUCCACCCACUUUCUCUGAAGAAAAGGUUGCCCCCGCAAGCGUCGCAACCAAUUCUCCAAACUCCCUUUCGGAAACAACUAAUGACAUUGUGACUGAAUUCUCCUCAUCCAGGGAUCGAGAGUUGUCAGAAUCCAAAGACCCCUUAUGGAAUCUAAUGCAAGCCUCUUAUCGUGCCCUUAAUGAAAGCAAACCAAAUUUAACUAAAGAAUGUUGGUUAUGUUAUAAUGUUAGACCACCAUAUUUUGAGGCAAUUGGAAAACCAGGUAGGAUUCAAUGGUCUAAUGGUUCAAACCCACGAGAAUGCCCAUGGGAUGACCAGAGGAACCAUACGCAAGGAAUUACUAUUCAAUUAGUAACAGGUCAAGGAAAAUGUAUAGGUACAGUGCCCGAAAAAUAUCAGCCUUUGUGCAAUAAAACAGUCACUAACACCAAUAUAGAGAAACACAAGAAUCAAAAUGACAAAUGGGCUAUCCCGACACCAGGAGCUAAAUGGGUUUGUUCAGACAUC
This is a messenger RNA of Strigops habroptila (Kakapo), 6384 nucleotides long. RefSeq lists its product as uncharacterized. The coding region runs from base 191 to 4486 and encodes 1431 amino acids. Gene Ontology annotation, biological process: DNA integration; viral process; proteolysis. The record is from RefSeq and is a predicted model, not a curated record. The transcript is spliced from 2 exons. Lineage: Eukaryota; Metazoa; Chordata; Aves; Psittaciformes; Psittacidae. Gene Ontology annotation, molecular function: aspartic-type endopeptidase activity; RNA-DNA hybrid ribonuclease activity; nucleic acid binding.